Messenger RNA from Branchiostoma belcheri (Belcher's lancelet), 445 nucleotides. RefSeq lists its product as uncharacterized. Gene Ontology annotation, molecular function: enzyme activator activity. The coding region runs from base 53 to 409 and encodes 118 amino acids. The transcript is spliced from 2 exons. NCBI's taxonomy places the organism in Eukaryota, Metazoa, Chordata, Leptocardii, Amphioxiformes, Branchiostomatidae. Gene Ontology annotation, biological process: lipid catabolic process; digestion. Gene Ontology annotation, cellular component: extracellular region. The record is from RefSeq and is a predicted model, not a curated record.
UUUCAAAGACAUCUCGUUGACGCCUAGAAGAGGAUGGACUACAUGUAAAACGAUGGCUGUGUCGUUCCGUACUCUUCUGGUAGUGGGACUUGUACUUCUGGUCAUUGGGACAGCUCUUCCAGGCGCCCAGGCCAGAAGCAGAAGGAGGGGCGCAUCGAGAGCUCCUAGACGAAGAAAUUGCGAGUCGGCUGAAGACUGCCGGGACGGGGAGUGCUGUCCUGAGCGCCUGGGCCGCUGUCGGCGCCUGAACACCAGGGGACGGUACUGUCAACUAGCCGACCAGUCGGCCAGCCGCUUUAGGUGCCCAUGCGAGGCCGGGUUCCACUGUAGGCCGUUUGAGUACGUGAGGUAUCUGCCGGUUCACCGCCAGAGUGGCACAUGCGCAGAGGGAGAGCCAGGGGUAAGCUGACUGUCAGAGGAGGUAGAAGGCAUAUCCCACAAUACA